Molecule: messenger RNA, 1036 nt
Organism: Pimephales promelas (fathead minnow)
Lineage: Eukaryota; Metazoa; Chordata; Actinopteri; Cypriniformes; Leuciscidae
Source: RefSeq, a predicted model, not a curated record
AUGAGGAUUCUUGCAAAAGAUGAGCUUGUUGCAGCUUUAGAGAAGUGUGCUGAAAUUCUUAAAUCUGCCAAAACCAAAAGAAUGCAGCAUGUUCUGGAACAAGUGGAAGAUUUUAUUGGCAGAUUAGAAGCGCUGGAGGGUGUCACUUCAGAAGAUCCCACUGGGGAUGGUGUCGUCUUGGAGAAGAACAGAAAAACAGAUCUCUUUCAGCUUCAAAAGACGCUGCUCGGAAAAGAGUCCCGAAGGACCAAGAGAAUGAAUCCAUAUGAAGUGCUUCGAAGCCAAGUGAUCGAGUUUAUCGACAGCCUUGUGAGAGAAUACCUGACUCCAGCAGAUCUCCAGCCACUCAGUGAAGUGUGCUACUACAGUUCCUCAGGGGUCCUGCGACAGCGACUCAAUGUCGCCCCUCGCACAUCCAUUCAGACGGCUCUCAGUCAUCCUUUCCACUACCUGCAGAAUGAAAGCCUGAAAACGAAUGCUGGCACAAUCUCCAGUGCUGCUCCAGACCUCUGCAUCGUGUACAAGCUUCAUCUCGAGUGUGGAAGACUCAUAAAUCUAUAUGACUGGCUUGAGGCAUUUGUAACUGUGAUGUCAGCUGCUGAGGACAAAGAUGCUGAUUCGGAGGAGAAUGGCAAAUUUGACAGCCUGAAGCAUGCUCGUUUCAUUCAGGCUGUUUCUGAGAUGGAAUUUCUUGGCUUUGUUAAAUCAACAAAACAGAAAACUGAUCAUGUGGCCAGACUGACUUGGGGAGGAUGUUAAAGAAACCAUUUACAAAGCACCGUGGCGUUUCCUGAACACAAGAGUUUGGCCUGACAUUCAGAAAUAAUGUGUAUGCUUUUUGCACUACAACUGUAUUUUGUCAGCUGUAUUACAUGUUAUGUUUUUUUUUUUUUUUACAUUUGUUACCGUUUGUUAAUUUACAAUUGGAAUAAAAAAAAUACUGUUUUAAUGUGUCAAAUAUUUGAAUUAAUUGGAUCUGUAAAGUUUUAAUUUGAUCAAACUAUAUGAGAUAAUAAACAUGAAAAUGAAUUUGAAA